This is a messenger RNA of Drosophila innubila, 803 nucleotides long. RefSeq lists its product as uncharacterized. NCBI's taxonomy places the organism in Eukaryota, Metazoa, Arthropoda, Insecta, Diptera, Drosophilidae. The coding region runs from base 13 to 714 and encodes 233 amino acids. The transcript has 3 exons. The record is from RefSeq and is a predicted model, not a curated record.
AUUGGUAGCAUUAUGAAGUACCUGCUCAGUGUGGUUCUCCUUCUGGCCAUUGGCCUGCAUCAGAUCGAUGCUCACGGCAUGAUGCUGAAUCCGCCAAGUCGUUCCUCCCGUUGGCGUUUCGAUGGCUCUGCCCCUACCAACUAUAACGACAAUGAGCUCUUCUGUGGCGGUAUGAAUACUCAGGCCAAUAACGGUGGAAAGUGUGGAUUGUGUGGCGACAACUAUUUGGCUGCCCAGCCCCGUGCCAAUGAAAUUGGUGGCCACAUCGGCGGAUCAGGUGUCAUCACCAAAAACUAUGCUGCCUCCAAUGCCAUCAAGGUGGGCGUUAAAAUCACCACCAAUCAUCUGGGUCACUUUGAGUUCAACCUGUGCAACUUGGAUGCCUUCGGCCGCGAGUCCGAGGAGUGCUUCAAUCAGAAUCGCCUGCGAUUCCCCGAUGGUAGCGACAGACUGAACAUUGGUAGCCAGAGUGGAGAGUUCGAUGUGACCGUUCUUCUGCCUCAGGGACUUACUUGCAAUCAUUGCGUUCUUCGCUGGACCUAUGUCGGAGCCAACAACUGGGGAAUGUGUGGAAAUGGCAGCGGAGCCCUGGGCUGUGGUCCACAAGAGACCUUCAAGAACUGUGCCGAUGUGCGUAUCUCCUGGGGUCGCAACUUGAUUGAGGAGUUGGCUAAUCCAGUUGCUCCCGUAGAGGUUGAUUCGAUCGAGGCUUAAAUGACGCUUAAAUACCUCAAUAUUUUGUACUGAAUUGAAACCAAAUGAAUUUUUAAUAAAAUACGAGCAUUUAUAAUAUAAAAUUGUAA